Molecule: messenger RNA, 4382 nt
Organism: Sturnus vulgaris (Common starling)
Lineage: Eukaryota; Metazoa; Chordata; Aves; Passeriformes; Sturnidae
Source: RefSeq, a predicted model, not a curated record
AUGGGGUCCGGCGGCCGACGCGGCGCGACCGGGGCGAGGGCGCUGCCGCUGCUGCUCCUGCUGCUGCCCGCGCCGGGCGGCACCGCCGCGCUGCCCCUGCCCGAUGUGGACGAGUGUGCCCUGGGGCUGGAUGACUGCCACCCAGAUGCUAUUUGUCAAAACACCCCGAAGCUGUACAAGUGCAUGUGCAAAGUGGGUUACACUGGAGAAGGGAAGAAGUGUGAAGACAUUGAUGAAUGUGACAACGACUUCAAUGGGGGCUGUGUCCACGAGUGUUUCAACAUUCCAGGGAAUUACCGCUGCACUUGCUACGAUGGCUUUAUGCUGGCUCACGAUGGCCACAACUGCCUGGACACAGAUGAGUGCAUGUUCAACAACGGUGGCUGCCAGCACGUUUGUGUCAACACCGUGGGGAGCUACGAGUGCCUCUGCAAGGAGGGAUUCUUCCUCAGUGACAACCAGCACACCUGCAUCCACCGCUCCGAAGAAGGCAUGAGCUGCAUGAACAAAGAUCAUGGCUGUGCCCACAUCUGCAGAGAAACACCCAAAGGAGGAGUAGCCUGUGAAUGCCGACCAGGAUUUGAGCUGUCCAAGAACCAGAGGAGCUGCAUUUUGACCUGUAACCACGGCAAUGGGGGCUGCCAGCACACGUGUGAUGAUGCUGACAAUGGGCCCGUUUGUGGAUGCCACCCCAAGUACGUCAUGCACGUGGAUGGGAAAACCUGCCUGGAGAGGGAAGAAGCUGCUGUUGAAGUUUCUGAGGGGAACACCACAGCAGCAGCUGAUGUGGACAAGAGAGUGAAGCGACGUUUGCUUAUGGAAACGUGCGCCGUGAACAACGGCGGCUGCGACCGCACCUGUAAGGACACGUCCACAGGAGUCCACUGCAGCUGCCCCGUGGGAUUCACACUCCAGUUUGAUGGCAAGACAUGCAAAGAUAUUGAUGAAUGCCAGUCCAAUAAUGGAGGCUGUGAUCAUUUCUGUAAAAACACUGUUGGCAGUUUUGAUUGCAGCUGCAGAAAAGGAUUUAAAUUAUUAACAGAUGAGAAGUCCUGUCAAGACAUCGACGAGUGCUCCUUCGAGCGGGCGUGCGACCACACCUGCAUCAACCACCCCGGCUCCUUCGAGUGCUCUUGCAACAAGGGGUACGCCCUGUAUGGCUUCACACACUGUGGAGAUAUUAAUGAAUGUAGCAUCAACAAUGGUGGCUGCCAGCAGCUGUGUGUGAACACACUGGGAGACUACGAAUGCCUGUGUCACUCUAACUACAAGCUACACUGGAAUAAAAAGGACUGUGUUGAGACAAAAGAUCCCUUGUCUGAUAAUGUGUCACCCAAGGUACUGCUGCACUGCAUUAAGAGUGGUGGGAGUGAUAGAUGCUUUUUGAGCUGCUCUCCAGAUGUCCAGGUAUUCUCUGGAACACAAGAUGCCUACACCCUCACCUGUGGCAGGUCCUCUCAGCUUAAGAAAAAGCAGCAAAAUGCAAACGCUUCCAGCUGGCUGGAUGCUUCAGCCAUCAAGAUAAGCGUAACCUUUAAAUUAAAUGAAGGAAAAUGUAGUUUGAAAAAGACUGAGAUGUUUCAAGAAGGUCUGGAGCAGAUGACACCAGAGAGACAAAACUCAGUCAUGGAGAGCUUCCACUAUGUAAACCUAACAUGCAGCUCUGGCAAGAAAGUCCAUGGAGCCCUCAGUAGACUGACAGCGACUAGAGAGAUUUUUAUCACUGCGGACUUUGAGCUUGAAACGAGCCGCAAGGAGGUGACAGACUCGUGCGACGUGCGCUGUGCGCGCAAGAAAACGGAGAAGCGGUUCCGUAAAACCAUCCGGACCCUGCGCAGAACCGUCAGCAGGGACCAGUUCCGUGUCCGCCUCUCCGGCACGGACCACGAGGUGGCCAGGAAGGCUCCCAGGCCAUCGGAGCCACAGCAGUCCUGUGCUGUGGGACAGCUGCAUCCCAGAUGUGAUCAGUGCUCCCCUGGUGAAUAUUCCCCUGAUGGCUUCAAGCCCUGUGUGCCAUGUCCCCUUGGAACAUACCAGCCUGAGGCUGGCAGAGUGUCCUGCUUUCCCUGUGGAGGGGGUCUAACCACAAGGCACAGUGGGGCAUCCUUGUUUCAGGACUGUGAGACCAAAGUUCAGUGUUCUCCUGGCCAUUUUUACAACACCACAACCCACCGAUGUAUUCGCUGUGCAAUUGGGACAUACCAGCCUGAGUUUGGACAAAAUUACUGCAUUUCCUGCCCUGGAAACACCACUACUGAUUUUGAUGGCUCGACAAACAUUACACAGUGCAAAAACAGGCAGUGUGGAGGGGAACUGGGAGACUACACUGGAUAUAUUGAAUCACCCAACUACCCUGGGGACUACCCUGCAAACACUGAGUGCACCUGGAAUAUCAACCCACCUCCAAAGCGCCGCAUCCUGAUCGUGGUUCCAGAAAUAUUCCUGCCCAUAGAGGACGAGUGUGGAGACUACCUGGUGAUGAGGAAAAGCUCUUCCUCCAACUCGGUGACCACGUACGAGACCUGCCAGACCUACGAGCGCCCCAUAGCCUUCACCUCCAGGUCCAAGAAACUCUGGAUCCAGUUCAAGUCCAACGAAGGCAACAGUGCCAAGGGAUUCCAAGUUCCUUAUGUAACCUAUGAUGAGGAUUACCAGGAGCUAAUAGAGGACAUUGUUCGGGAUGGCAGACUUUAUGCAUCUGAAAAUCAUCAAGAAAUACUUAAGGACAAGAAGCUGAUAAAAGCAUUGUUUGACGUGCUGGCACAUCCACAGAACUACUUCAAAUACACAGCCCAAGAGUCAAGAGAGAUGUUCCCGAGAUCCUUCAUCCGGCUGCUGCGCUCCAAAGUUUCCAGAUUUUUGAGGCCUUACAAAUAAUUGGCACUGUACUGACAAGCUAAAGCAGCCCUGGACAUGCACAGAGGGGCUGUGGGAGAUAAUACCUUUUGGGUACCAAAGGAUACUUCACAGUGCCAGAAUUGGAGACUGCCCAUGAUUUCUGUAACUGAAUGGUGCCAAGCAGAAGUUUGUAGAGCUCUGCCCCGUUGCUUCAUCAGCACCUCUAAAAGUUAAUGAGGACAGACAGGCUAAGUAGUGUGGUUUGGGAUGAACCCUGGGCUGCCUUUAAUGCAUGUUACCUCAACAAAGCUGGGUUCAUGUUUGGUCUCACUGAAAGUGAGAACAGGAUUGAUGUCUCUCUUAACAUUUGCUACACAGGAAACUCAGAGCUAAGGUUGACAUUAAGGUUUAAAUUCAAACCAGUGAGGCCAAGAGCUGCACAAAGUGCAGUUUUUCCCUGAACUACAUGUGGCAUGGAGCAAAGGGUUGAAUACCAGCUUCAAUGUUCAGGUGUCCAUGCUAGUGACCUAUUGGCUUACAUGGAAUGAUACCAGAAUAAACUGUGGGCACCACAGCAAUGGAAAACAGGCCCUGACCCACUGGACAUUUCCAUUUUGGGCUGUCUGCAACUGUUAGAACAGAUUAUUUCCUAAAUCCCAGCGUUGUCCCUGUGCAUAGGCCUGGGACAGCCAAAGGCAUCUUCCAAGUUGUGUAAAAUUCUGUCCUCUGAGCAGCUGCAGGUAAACACAGAAGCCCCAUUUUAAAUGCAGGCUUUGCAUAGAUGAUGCUCUUGGUACAACACUGUUUAAAGAUGAAUAAGGUUCUUGUAUGAGCCUCAGUUGUUACAUUCUCUACCUUUUCUGAGCACCUUGCAAUGGCCUUGUUGAGCAGAGAAGAGCUGCUUUCCUUGUCUGGCUGGAGAGAAGGAGAGGUACAACAAUUGAGCCAGACUGUGGCCAAAAAAGUUGUCUAUGGCAAAUUGUUCCUCAGGAUUCCCAGGCUCUGUGUCCUUCUCCUCAGGCUGUGUUUCCUAUUGGAGACCAGGCUAUUCUGAGAGGGCCUGUAAGGAAAUCUGAGUUGAUCAAAAUGUUGUCUCAGUGAUAUUCUGUCCACACUUACAUCUCCUCUGGCCACACAACCCAUUCUCUCAGAGUAAUGUACCUUGAGGACCUUGUGCUUUGAAGGGAGAUAGCCACAGUCCCAUCCAUUUGGAAAUGGACUCAUGACUUCUGUCUUUUGGUCACUGGCCAUGCCAAGGGGUGCAGUGGGCACCAAACUCCCUCUCUGUGCCAUCUUAGGAACGGUGCUCACAUUUCACAGGGUAGCCAGGACAAAUUUCCCAGGGUGUGGAGUCAGACCUGCUGGGUCUCAUGGCAUUGCCAUGUGGUAUUUAACUGCUGUAUGUGAAUAACACCGUGUCCACAGGGGGACAGAGGAAACCCUCACCAAGAGCCGGGCUCUGAAUCUCCUCCCUGCACUGUUGGGAGCCAAGGGCUGCUCCUGCCUCAGCCUUGCUGAGCUGCUGUGCCACGGUGUGUGUGGGG